AUGAGACUCCCAAAAUCCACCGCAUUGCGGUCAUCAACUUUGAUCCGACCUUCAACCUCUAGUCCCUCUCUCAUUGUCCGAGCCAACUCUUCCAUUCACCGACCGUCCCUCGUCAAGAAGAAGCCUCCUUUACCUACUCCGACAAUCACCGAGUUUCCAAACAAGCUUCGAGUCGCGACAGAGCCAUUAGAUACGCCUGGAUGCUUUGUCGCUGCUGUCAUAGAUGCCGGUACACGGUACGAAACGGAGAGAAAUUCAGGUGUGACUCAUCUGCUCGAGCGUCUGGCAUGGAACAGUAAUUCGAAAUACAGCGCAGAGACCAUGGAGCUGGCAUCUCAACAGCUCGGAAAUGGAAUGAUCGCAUUGUCUGGCCGAGAUACAGUCCUGUACGGCGCUUCGACAUUUCUGAAAGAGCUUCCUCUUGCCGUCUCGCUCCUAGGAUCCAAUAUUCGUUCGCCCCUCUUUCUACCACACGAAAUUGCAGACGCGAAAUCGGCAGCACUAUACGAGCACCAAUUGUUGGAAGAACAACCUCGAUUAGCACUGGGCAACUAUAUCCUCGAGACGGCGUACGAUGGCAAGACUGUCGGCCGACCGAGUCUUUUAAGUCCAGAGUCGGAGAGUCGGAUAGGCGAAAGGGAGCUCAGAGGAUAUAUGAAAGACUGGAUAAGACCUGAACGGAUGGUCAUUACGGGUCUUGGGGUAGAUCACGAUCAACUCGUCGAAUUGGUCAAGGAGAAUUUUGACACGUCGGCUUCUUCCAGUUCGACAUUCACCCAUGCUGCUUCUAGACCAGCUUCCGCGUCAGCUCUCGGCAAGAGCUACGCGACAGUCUCCAACGUUUCCGAUCUGUCACUUGACUCAGACUACGAAGCGCUGGUCCAUGAAAAGGCGAAGUACGUCGGAGGCGAAUUGUACAAGGAGAUCCCGACGGAAGAAUGGACCCACCUUGCCAUUUGCUUCGAGGCCCAGAACUUUAAUCAUCCCGAUGUGUACGCUGCGGCUCUGCUACAACAAUUGUUACUCCGAGGUUCCGCCUUUUCCCCCGGAGGACCUGGAAAAGGCAUGUUCUGUCGAUUGAACGAGAAUAUUCUCCAACGGUACCACGCGGUGGAUCACUGCGAAUACAUCCAUGAGAUCUUUACCGAUACCGGAUUAGCAGGUAUCAAGAUUACACUGAAACCUCAUAUGGCGCCACAAGCUGCGGAUCUCAUCUGUAGAGAGUUGGAAAAAGUCACUGGCAAGACGAAAAAGGACAUCACAAAGGAACAAUUUAGUCGGGCGAAAAUGAUGCUCAAGUCGACAUUGGCGAGAGCAGUAGAGGGCAGGAUUCUGUCCGCAGAGGAUCUCGGAAAGCAAAUCCUGACACAAGGGAAGAAGGAGCCAUUACCGGAUAUGUUGGCUCAUAUCGACAGAGUCACCAUUGACGAUCUAUAUCGUGUAGCUACAGACAUGUUCCGGCCGAAAGAACGAAACGCCAAGAUGAAUCUUGGCUUGGGGACUGGUGCACCGACCAUUGUUGGUAUUGGGAAGAAUGUAGAGUGGCUAGGUAACGUCCGAGAGACUGUCAGGCAGUGGGGCUUGGGAGAGUAA
Molecule: messenger RNA, 1593 nt
Organism: Kockovaella imperatae
Lineage: Eukaryota; Fungi; Basidiomycota; Tremellomycetes; Tremellales; Cuniculitremaceae
Product: putative Mtochondrial processing peptidase
Exons: 5
Coding region: 1-1593 (530 amino acids)
Cellular component (GO): mitochondrion
Molecular function (GO): metal ion binding
Source: RefSeq, a predicted model, not a curated record